Molecule: messenger RNA, 1363 nt
Organism: Arabidopsis lyrata subsp. lyrata
Lineage: Eukaryota; Viridiplantae; Streptophyta; Magnoliopsida; Brassicales; Brassicaceae
Product: gamma-glutamyl hydrolase 2
Exons: 10
Coding region: 152-1195 (347 amino acids)
Biological process (GO): tetrahydrofolylpolyglutamate metabolic process
Cellular component (GO): vacuole
Molecular function (GO): gamma-glutamyl-peptidase activity
Source: RefSeq, a predicted model, not a curated record
UCCAUGACCACGUGGACGGUGGAGAUUAGUUUCUCGAUUUGUAUAAGAACGUUGAACGGACAGAGAUAUUUUCGAAGUGUGAAGACAUGAAAAACCCAAAAUCGUGAAAAUUCAUAUCUCCUCCUCCAUUGAUCAUUCCUCUUCCUCUGAGAUGUGGAGCUUUGCCUGGUUAGUACCGUUGGUACUAUCUCUGCUUAAGGAUAGCAUCAUAAUGGCCAAGUCUGCGGCGAUUCUCCUCCCUAGUCAAACCGGAUUUGAUAUUUCUCGGAGUCCGGUAUGCUCCGCGCCGGAUCCGAACCUCAAUUACAGGCCGGUUAUUGGGAUUCUGAGCCAUCCUGGUGACGGUGCGUCGGGUCGUUUGAGCAAUGCUACAGACGCGUCGUCCAUUGCGGCUUCGUAUGUGAAAUUAGCUGAGUCUGGUGGAGCACGUGUGAUCCCACUCAUCUAUAACGAUCCUGAAGAAAUUCUCUUUCAGAAGCUAGAAUUGGUCAACGGUGUGAUACUCACUGGUGGUUGGGCUAAAGAAGGAUUGUAUUUUGAAAUCGUCAAGAAAAUCUUCAAUAAAGUUUUGGAAAGAAAUGAUGCUGGAGAGCAUUUUCCUAUAUACGCUAUUUGCCUCGGAUUUGAGCUCUUGACAAUGAUCAUAAGUCAGAACAGAGACAUUUUUGAAAAAAUGGAUGCAAGAAAUUCUGCAUCAAGUCUUCAGUUCCUUGAAAAUGUUAAUAUCCAAGGAACCAUUUUCCAAAGAUUUCCUCCAGAACUGUUGAAAAAACUCGGUACAGAUUGUUUAGUUAUGCAGAACCAUCGGUUUGGUAUCUCACCAGAAAGCUUUGAAGGCAAUGUUGCUCUGUCCAGUUUCUUUAAAAUCGUCACAACAAGCGUUGAUAACAACAGCAAGGUUUAUGUUUCAACAGUUCAAUCAAAAAAAUAUCCAGUGACCGGCUUCCAGUGGCAUCCCGAGAAAAAUGCAUUCGAGUGGGGAUCAUCCAAAAUUCCACACUCUGAGGACGCGAUCCAGGUGACUCAGCACGCAGCAAAUCAUCUAGUCAGUGAAGCUAGGAAGUCACUGAACAGGCCGGACUCUAAGAAAGUGCUGAGUUAUCUCAUUUAUAACUACAAGCCUACCUACUGUGGAUACGCAGGGAAUGGUUACGACGAGGUUUACAUCUUCACACAACAACGAUCCCUUCUCUAAUAACUUCAACCUCUCGUGUGUAUAGUGAAUAUGCAUCUUCAACUCUGUUAUUAUCUGUGAACUUGUUGUAACUUUGAACGUCAGCCUAUGGCUUGUGUUCGACAUUAAAUUAGAAAAUGUAUGCCUUUCUAUCUUUAGUCUAUUCAUAGAAAAAUAAAAAUAAAAACU